Messenger RNA from Osmerus eperlanus (European smelt), 3657 nucleotides. It is a transcript of the gene actn2b, whose product is annotated as actinin, alpha 2b. The record is from RefSeq and is a predicted model, not a curated record. Lineage: Eukaryota; Metazoa; Chordata; Actinopteri; Osmeriformes; Osmeridae. Gene Ontology annotation, cellular component: Z disc; cortical actin cytoskeleton; cell projection. Bases 160 to 2925 code for a protein of 921 amino acids. Gene Ontology annotation, molecular function: calcium ion binding; actin filament binding. Gene Ontology annotation, biological process: muscle cell development; actin cytoskeleton organization. The transcript is spliced from 22 exons.
GUCCAGUCGGCUCUCGGAUCGAGAGAAAGAGGUGGGAGACACAAAUCGUGGAAGUAUCCAGCCAAGGUCAAGACUUUAAUCAUCAUUGUCAGUCAGUGAACAUCAGGAUACUGCAGUAUAAUACUCUUCUAGUUUGGGGAACAGCACAAAGGCGCAACAAUGAUGACCCAAUUGGAGACGACGGUGCAAUAUGAUAACGGAUACAGCGAGGAGGACUAUAUGCCGCAGGAAGACGAGUGGGAUCGGGACCUGCUGUUGGACCCUGCGUGGGAAAAACAACAAAGAAAGACCUUCACAGCAUGGUGCAACUCCCACCUGAGGAAAGCAGGAACACAGAUUGAGAACAUCGAGGAAGACUUUAGAAAUGGCCUUAAACUCAUGCUGCUCUUGGAAGUUAUUUCAGGGGAGAGGUUACCCAAGCCUGACAGAGGGAAGAUGCGUUUUCACAAGAUAGCCAAUGUCAACAAAGCCUUGGACUUCAUCACAAGCAAAGGAGUCAAGCUGGUCUCCAUCGGAGCUGAGGAGAUUACGGACGGGAACAUUAAAAUGACUCUGGGAAUGAUCUGGACCAUCAUCCUCCGUUUCGCCAUUCAGGAUAUCUCUGUGGAAGAAACCUCGGCUAAAGAAGGCCUUCUGCUUUGGUGCCAGAGAAAGACCGCCCCCUACAGGAACGUCAAUGUCCAGAACUUCCAUAUCAGCUGGAAGGAUGGCCUGGCCUUCUGUGCUCUGAUUCACAGACACAGACCCGACCUCAUCGACUACGCUAAGCUCAACAAGGACGAUCCUAUGUGUAACUUGAACCUGGCUUUCGACAUUGCAGAGAAACACCUGGACAUUCCCAAAAUGCUGGACGCCGAAGAUAUAAUGGGCACAACCAGGCCUGACGACAGGACGGUCAUGACUUAUGUGUCAAGUUACUAUCACACCUUUGCAGGUGUUCAGAAGGCAGAGACGGCUGCAAACAGGAUCUGUAAGGUGCUGGGUGUCAACCAGGAGAAUGAGAAAAUGAUGGAGGAGUAUGAGAGACUGGCCAGUGAGCUCCUGGAGUGGAUCCGCCGGACCACGCCCUGGCUGGAGAACCGGACCUCGGAGAAGACCAUGGUGGAGAUGCAGCGGAAGCUGGAGGACUUCCGGGACUACCGCCGCAUGCACAAGCCCCCCAAGGUGCAGGAGAAGUGUCAGCUGGAGAUCAACUUCAACACCCUGCAGACCAAGCUGCGCAUCAGCAACAGGCCCGCCUUCAUGCCCUCUGAAGGCAAGAUGGUGUCUGACAUUGCCAGUGCGUGGCAGGGUCUGGAAGGGGCAGAGAAAGGCUACGAGGAGUGGCUUCUCACUGAGAUCCGCAGGCUGGAGAGACUCGACCACCUGGCGGAGAAGUUUCGCCAGAAAGCCACCACCCAUGAGACCUGGGCCAGUGGAAAGGACCUGAUACUGUCUCAGAAGGACUUUGAGACAGCCACUUUGACAGAGGUGCGAGCGUUGCUACGGAAACACGAGGCCUUUGAGAGUGACCUGGCAGCCCACCAGGAUAGGGUGGAGCAGAUUGCUGCCAUCGCCCAGGAACUCAAUGAGCUAGACUACCAUGAUGUGGCUGCAGUCAACCAGCGCUGCCAGAGCAUCUGUGACCUGUGGGACCAGCUGGGGACCCUGACCCAGAAGAGGAGGGAAGUCCUGGAGAGGACAGAGAAACUGUUGGAGACGAUUGAUCAGCUGUUCCUGGAGUUUGCCAAGAGGUCUGCUCCCUUCAACAACUGGAUGGAAGGAGCCAUGGAGGACCUGCAGGACAUGUUCAUUGUUCACACUAUUGAGGAGGUCCAGAGUCUGAUUGCAGCCCAUGAGCAGUUCAAGGCCACUCUCCCCGAAGCAGAGGGAGAGAGACAGGCUAUCGUUGGGAUCCACAACGAGGUGCAGAAGAUCUCCCAGAGCUACGGCAUCAAGGCUGACAUCCACAACCCCUACAGCACCAUCACCACUGAGGAGCUUCUUAUCAAGUGGGAUAAGGUGAAGAAGCUGGUUCCUCAGAGAGAUGGUUCCCUCCAGGAGGAACUGGCACGGCAGCAUUCCGACGAAAGGCUCAGACGGCAGUUUUCUGCCCAAGCAAACCUCAUUGGACCAUGGAUCCAGACCAGGAUGGAGGAGAUUGGCCGUUGCGCUCUGGAGAUAGGCGGGACUCUGGAGGACCAGAUGACUCAGCUAAAGCAGUGCGAGCACAUCAUAGUCGCCUACAAACCCAACAUCGAUAAGCUAGAGGGAGACCACCAGCUCAUUCAGGAGUCUCUGGUGUUUGACAACAAGCACACCAACUACACCAUGGAGCACAUUCGUGUGGGCUGGGAGUUGCUCCUCACCACCAUCGCUCGCACCAUCAACGAGAUCGAGACCCAGAUCCUGACCCGCGACGCCAAGGGCAUCAGCCAGCAGCAAAUGCACGAGUUCCGCUCGUCCUUCAACCACUUUGACCGGGAGAACAGGGGCAAGCUUCGUCAUGAAGAGUUCAAGGCUUGCCUCAUCAGCCUCGGCGGUGUGUGCAAUGACAAGCAGAAGAAGCACGGUGCGAUGGACACCGAUGACUUUAGGGCCUGUCUGAUCUCCAUGGGUUACGACUUGGGUGAGGUGGAGUUUGCCAGGAUCAUGAUGAUGGUGGACCCCAGUGCCACCGGGAUGGUUUCUUUCCAGUCCUUCAUCGACUUCAUGACCCGAGAGACUGCUGACACCGACACGGCAGAGCAAGUGGUGGCUUCUUUCAGGAUCUUGGCUGCCGAUAAGCCUUUCAUCCUGGUGGAGGAGCUACGGAGGGAACUGCCCCCUGACCAGGCAGAGUAUUGCAUCAUGAGGAUGCCCCCUUACCCUGGCCAGGGAGGUCCACCAGGGGCGCUAGACUACACUGCCUUCUCCACCGCACUCUACGGAGAGAGUGACCUCUAAGACCGCAAACCCCUUUAAAUGUACACUGACAAGACAGGCUAAACGUCAGUUGGUUCGACGUACAGUGGGUGUGUUUUAGUUCACUAAUAGCAUCCGAUGUUUAUCACAUCUCUUGUUUGAUCAGUGCCUAUGUCCAGGAACACAGCUAUGAGUUUAAUUCUGAUUCCUGAGAUUCUUUCUCUGGUAUUUUCAGUAUAACAGGAUUGUUUAACGCUAUUGAAAAUUAGUUAUUUAUAAUUCAAAUACUAGUGUGGUGAUGACAUAAAUGUGGAGACUUGGUGCCUAUGCAAAUGCUUGACACAUAUCAUUAUUGAUCUGCUAUCAUAAGAAGCCAUGUUACCCGUGUGAUUGAUUUGAAUUUACACAUGCAAGUCAUAACAGAGGGAACAUUGUACACACUAUCUUUUUGCAACAGAAUUAGUUACUUUGUACUGAUUAAAUGAAUUGAAACAUACAACCUUGCCUCUUUGAUAAUGUCGCUAAUUGCCUUGAAUCCUACUGAAUUCCAACAAACUUUGUAUCAAACCUUAAAUAGGGUUUAGGCUGCAUAGUUUGCUAACAGGCAGUGAAUGCUCUCAUUUAAUUCCUGGGGUGGAUGAGAAUGCAAACACAGUAUUCAGUCUAAAGCAGCCCAUGUUGGUACUAGGGCAGGGCAGUAUACCUUUAAUCUGUACAAAACCAAUGAUCAAGUGAAUCAAUCAUCCAAUAAAACCCUCUUUGUGUUGAAAUCAA